Molecule: messenger RNA, 818 nt
Organism: Cornus florida
Lineage: Eukaryota; Viridiplantae; Streptophyta; Magnoliopsida; Cornales; Cornaceae
Product: embryo-specific protein ATS3B-like
Exons: 3
Coding region: 56-553 (165 amino acids)
Molecular function (GO): protein binding
Source: RefSeq, a predicted model, not a curated record
AAGACCACCUUCCCAUUCAAUCUGUGUGACGAGUCAAAGAGGGGUUUUGGUGAAAAUGAAGAGAGCACUGAGUUUUCUGAUCUUCUUUGCCAUCUUCUUCAACUCCUCACAAGCCCGAUCCAUCAUUCCACAGCCCCAACCUCUCACAUCCUUUAACAUCAACACUACCCAGAAUGCAAGGAGUUGUUCUUUCACCGUGAACAUAAGAACAAGCUGCUCUUCACCAAGGUACACACGAGAUCAAAUCAGUCUCUCAUUUGGCGAUGCUUAUGGCAAUCAGGUUUAUGCACCGAGGCUAGACGAUCCAGGUUCGAGGACAUUCGAGAGGUGUUCGGUGGACACGUUUCAAGUAUACGGACCGUGUACGUACCAGAUAUGCUAUUUGUAUUUGUACAGGAGUGGAUACGAUGGUUGGAAACCAGAGUCUGUGCAGGUCUCUGGGUAUAAUACCAAGCCUGCUAGCUUUUAUUACAACGUUUUUAUACCAACUAAUAUUUGGUAUGGCUUUAACUACUGUAAUGCUGCCUCGGCUUCCACAUCAACCAUGAAGUAGGGUAGGGCACCACUUUUUCAUGCGUCGGUUUAUAAUUGAGCUCGUGACCUCUUUUUGCUUGAUGGAGAUUGGAGGACUAUGAGUAGAAAGUUUUUGGUGCACCAUGAUAAAUUUUAUCUUGUCUUCUAAGUAAUAAUGUAUUUAUUUCAGUGGGUUUUUUCAGCAUUUAAUUAAUUGGAUACUAUGUCCUAUAAUUUCAGCAUUUAAAUAAUUGGAUGUAUGUCAUUGUGUUAUGAUAUACCUAGAUACCCGGUGGGUUAGUAAA